Molecule: messenger RNA, 2272 nt
Organism: Cuscuta campestris
Lineage: Eukaryota; Viridiplantae; Streptophyta; Magnoliopsida; Solanales; Convolvulaceae
Source: the annotation of a GenBank genome assembly
ACGAAUUUGGUAAUGCCAUAUGUCCCCAUUUGAAUAUGACAAAUUUUGACAUCUCCCAUUUUGCCACUUCUUCAUAGGUCCAUAGCAGUAAUUUGAUGUAAUUUGAACGGGGAAGAUGCUUUCUUCAUUCGUCGCCAUAUUCUCCCGCCACCGCCACCUCCACCUCCCGCCGUCUUCUUCCGCCCGCCACUUCCUCUCCGCCGCCUCCCUCCCGAAUUCUUCUCCCACUUCCUCCAAGCUGCGUUCCAUGUACUCCUUCACGCCACCGCCUUCGCUUAAACCCAGGAUAAACCCUAACCCUCCUGACCCGAAACCUCCCAAACCGCGGUACCGGCCGCCCUCCUCCCUCGACCGCGGCGGCCAGCCAGCGGCCGUCUCUGACCUUCCGUUCGACUUCCGAUUCAGCUACUCCGAGAGCAGUCCCACCGUGCGGCCCAUUGGGCUUCGCGAGCCCAAAUACUCUCCUUUUGGACCGGGCCGAUUAGACAGGGUUUGGACCGGCGUCUGCGCUCCUGUAGUUGACCCUAGACGGGGAUCGCAGGAGGAUGAGAGAAAGCUCAGGGAGAAGAGGAGGGAGAUGUGGGCGAAGAUUCAAGGAGUGCCAUUGACCGAUGCAGAGAGGAACGCUCUUGUUGAGAGGUGUCAGAGGCACAAAACUAAGAGGCAAAUCAAUUUGGGUAGAGAUGGGUUAACACACAACAUGUUAAUUGUUAUUCAUGAUCACUGGAAACACACGGAGGUCGUCAGGAUAAAGUGUAUGGGGGUUCCCACUGUCAAUAUGAAGAACUUGUGCUCUCAUUUGGAGGAGAAGACGUUUGGUAAGGUCAUCCACAUACAUGGUGGGUUUCUUGUACUCUACAGAGGGAGGAAUUAUGAUAGAAAGAAGAUACCAGAGAUUCCAUUAAUGUUAUGGAAACCCCAUGAACCUGUGUAUCCAAGACUUAUAAAAACUACUAUCGAAGGCUUGAGCAUUGAAGAAACCAAGGAAAUGAGGAAAAGAGGAUUAGCUGUUCCCGUUUUGACAAAACUUGCUAAAAAUGGCUAUUACGCUAGCCUUGUACCCAUGGUUCGAGAUGCUUUUUUGACUGAUGAGUUGGUUAGGAUAGAUUGUGGAGGACUCCCAAAGAGUGAUUACAGGAAAAUUGGCUGCAAGUUGAAGGAUCUGGUUCCUUGCAUCCUCGUAACAUUUGCUAAGGAGCAGAUCGUGGUAUGGAGGGGAAAAGACUAUAAACCCCCCAAUAAUGGGGAUGAUUUUUUACUCCCAGAUAGGGAACCGUUUGAUAACAAUGACGAUGAUGAAGCCGGUCCUCCUCCAAAAGAAGAUGAAUGCCUUAUGAGAUUCUAUGAUGGAGUGCUUAAUGUGAUUGGCAACAACGCGUCUUCUCCUCGACGUCCUCACCAUUGCUCGAAUAGCAUCACACGUCCUACUGCUAGAGCCUAAGAGCCUGUUUGGGAUUGGCUUAUUUUACAAGUACUUUAAUAUAAAGAAGUUUCUCAUUUAAGCAUUAAAAGUUCUUUUCAAAUAGAUUCAAUCUAGUGCAUUCUUAUAUAAGCACAAAAUGUUUUUUUUUUCAUUUUCUUACUAUGUGCUUCUCUUUUGAAGUAAAAUUGUAAAUUUAGUUCUCUUUGUACAAAAGAUACUCCCUUCUUCCCCAAAAGAAUUUCUCAUCACUCUCCUUUUUGUCUCCCCCAAAAUAAACUUUCUCCUUUUUUUCUUUCCAUUAAAGAAAACGAUCAAGUGGUUCACAACAUUUCCCUCUUCUAACAAAUUUUAUCCGCACACUUUUUACUUUUUAAUGCCCCGUAAGUUAAACUUCGUGAAGUCAGUCCAUAACUUUCUUUUGGGCACGGAGGAUGGGAAAUAAGUCAUCCCACAGCCACUCUGAAGUGCUUAGCAGGCGAGACCGAGGCCACCAAGAGGUGUUGGGCCCGGGAGGAUGAGAUACGAGGAAAAAUUACAAAAUUGACCCCGAUCAAUCAUCCGAUUUCAAGUACUUCUUAAUCUCUCAGGGGACCUCGAAGUGACUGAGUCGAGCCAAAGUGAUUCUUAGGAUGCCCUCUGACCCGACUACCAUUUGGUCUCUCGAGGGUAGGCCGGGUCUCCUCUAUUGGUGCUUCUCCUCUCGGCCAAGCCAAACUUUAGGUUCACUAUGCAUAUCUCUUGGGCCGACCCACACGUUGGAGCCUUUCCCAAUACAGGAGUUAAAAUAGAUGAACUUUUACCAUCAGUUACUCUCAAUUUGUAUUACAUAAAUCAAUAUGAAGAAAUUAU